This is a messenger RNA of Polypterus senegalus (gray bichir), 954 nucleotides long. Its product is annotated as olfactory receptor 1E5-like. The record is from RefSeq and is a predicted model, not a curated record. Gene Ontology annotation, cellular component: membrane. NCBI's taxonomy places the organism in Eukaryota, Metazoa, Chordata, Cladistia, Polypteriformes, Polypteridae. Bases 1 to 954 code for a protein of 317 amino acids. The transcript has a single exon. Gene Ontology annotation, molecular function: G protein-coupled receptor activity; olfactory receptor activity. Gene Ontology annotation, biological process: G protein-coupled receptor signaling pathway.
AUGGUCAAUGCCACCAUUUCUGUAUCAGACUUUGUACUGCAUUGUGGAAUCAGACCUGACCAGAGAAGUAUAACCAUUGUUGCCCUACUUGUAAUCUACCUGGCGUCCAUGUUUGGAAACCUUCUAGUCAUUAUGGUAAUAAAAAUGAGCCGGCAACUUCACUCCGCCAUGUACAUCUUCAUUAGUACCUUAGCGGUGAUAGACGUAGUGAACAGUAACACCAUCAUCCCAAGACUCAUCACCAUUCUUCAGAUUGACUCCUCUCUAGUACCCUACGGAGCCUGUUUGAUGCAGAUGUAUGUCAUAUUGAAUAUCAACCUAAUGGAAUCACUUUUGGUAACGUUUAUGGCUCUUGACCGUUAUGUUGCAGUUAUGUAUCCUCUCCGUUAUCCAUCAAUUGUCACCAAAAAAAUUGUGUGGGUUGUUGUCCUGUUUUUGCCCUUGUUUGCAUUUCUCUUCCACAUACCAAUUCUGGUAUUUGCUUGUGAGCUCUCAUUUUGCCGUACCAAUGUCCUGCCAUAUUGCUACUGUGAUUACUCUAACAUGGUUCUAGUCUCAUGCAACAGUGACCCCAAAUACUUGCUUCUGUUGAGCAGUUUUGUAAUCGUUCUAGGGUUUUUCCCACUGAUAAUUGUUUUGUUCACAUAUGCCAGAAUCUUUCUAGUGGCAUUAAAAGUCUCCACUUUAGAUGCAAACAGUAAAGUUUUCAGCACCUGCGUCACUCACCUCUUUGUGGUCGGGCUUUCUUACAUUCCAUUGCUGUCAUCCUAUAUUUUACCAGGGGCUGGAGUCAAGAUGUCCAUCGAAGUCUACAAUACAAUGUUAAUAAUUGGUAAUGUGGUCCCCCCUAUGAUGAACCCAUUAAUCUACAGUUUACGGAACAACGAAAUCAAAAGUCGCAUUUACAUGAUUUUUACUGGGAAGAAAAACAUUCAAGAUAACGUUCACCACUAG